This is a messenger RNA of Arachis duranensis, 715 nucleotides long. RefSeq names its product 4-coumarate--CoA ligase-like 1. The transcript is spliced from 4 exons. Gene Ontology annotation, molecular function: long-chain fatty acid-CoA ligase activity. Bases 175 to 645 code for a protein of 156 amino acids. Gene Ontology annotation, biological process: fatty-acyl-CoA biosynthetic process. Lineage: Eukaryota; Viridiplantae; Streptophyta; Magnoliopsida; Fabales; Fabaceae. The record is from RefSeq and is a predicted model, not a curated record.
ACUGAGCAUAGCUGCAUCACACUUACCCAUGCAAUAAAAGACGCUGGGGUUCUACACAAAAAUUCAGUGGGGUUCAUCCUCCCAAAUUUGGAAGUUAAAUUUAUUGAUUCUGAUACUGGUCGAUCCCUCCCAAGGAACACACCUGGGGAAAUUUGUGUCAGAAGCCAAUGUGUAAUGCAAGGUUACUAUAAACAGGUUGAUGAAACUGCUCAUACAAUUGACAAGGAUGGAUGGCUUCACACUGGGGAUGUAGGAUACAUAGAUGAUGAAGAGAAUAUAUUUAUUGUUGAUCGCAUCAAGGAGUUAAUUAAAUACAAAGGAUUCCAAGUAGCUCCUGCUGAGUUAGAGGCCAUUUUGUUAUCUCAUCCGUCGGUAGAAGAUGCUGCAGUUGUGCCGUUGCCAGAUGAAGAAGCAGGGGAAAUCCCAGCGGCGAGUGUUGUCGUGAGCCGCGGCGCAAGAGUGACCGAAAAGGAAAUCAUGGACUAUGUUGCUUCAAAUGCUGCACAUUACAAGAAAGUGAGGGUGGUGCACUUUGUAGAAACCAUACCAAAAUCACCUUCUGGCAAGAUAAUGAGAAGGCUUAUUAAAGAGAGGAUGGUGAAAAAAAUGAAGACAAACUCCACACCAAAAUCCAACAUUUCUUAAGUCAUUAUAUCAUAAUAUUAUUUAUGCUUUUCCUGUGGUCGAUGAUUUAUUUACUGUUUUGGUUUAUGGA